UUCACAUCCAGCUGUUUUGACCUCUCAUGAAGAUACAGAAGACCAGUGUCUUUGAUAGCUCCUUGUCUUCAAGUUCAUGUGAGGUUUGGGCCCUACCAUGCUGUCUGCUAAUUGGUUACUGCUGUCUACAAUCAGAGGUACUUGCGUUUCAGUGGUGCUCUAAGUGCAUAGUUUGCACAGGGCUUUUUUGGAUUCCUUUGAGAGGAAAAGUGCAUUAUUAAGGGGAAAAGAAUAAAUUUUGUUAUCAUUUAUUACUAUUUCCUAAAAACCCCAUCACUGGGAAGAAUAGGGCACUCUGGCUUCAGCAUCUCCGGUCCUCCAACCACUGUAUCUGCAAAGGAAAUCUUCCCCCUUUGCAGUCACCCAAAAGACUCACCUUCCUAGGGUGAGGAAACAGGGGAAGAUUCUUUUUGUUUGCAAAGUCAGAGAAGGGUGAGGCUCUGAGUCAGUUUAUAAAACAGCUGGUCAGCUGCUUCUACUGGUUUAAAAACUAUAAAUAUGUUUCAAGAGUCACUGCUCACUGUUGGAUGUGGUAUUCAAGUGCCAUUGGUCGCAUCGGACUUGUGUGUAACGGAUAUCGCAAUGGAAUCAUGUGCCAGUUUACCUCAGGACCUGAACACUAAGACUAAUCCUUUGGGAAUGAGAGAAGCCAAGGAGAGGGAUCUGUGCACAGUACAGGGGACUGCUGACAAUAAGACAGAAUCAUCUCCUUGUUACUUGCUCACUGUAAGAGUCAUAAGGGCGAGGAAUCUCCAUCGGACAGAUGCCUUAAGCCAAUCUGAUUGCUAUGUGACCCUGUGGCUGCCGACAGCUUCGGCCGAAAAGUUCUGGACUAAGACCAUCAACAACUGCGAAGACCCAGUCUGGAAUGAAACCUUCUACUACAGGAUCCAGAGGCAGGUCAAGAACGUGCUGGAGCUGGGUGUCUACGAUGAGGAUGAUGUUACCCAGGACGAUCACCUCUUCACUGUGCGCUUUGAUGUGGCUAAACUUCCACUUGGAGAAAGAGUUCUCAUGUACUUCAAGUCUGAUCCACAGAGAAAGGAGGAGCUGGAGGUGGAAUUCAGACUGGAGAAUAUUUCAGAUCCCUCCGAAACCAUCGUGACUAAUGGAGUUCUAGUGUCUCGCAAAGUCUGCUGUUUGGAAGUCCAGGUGGAUGAGAAGAAGAGGGAAAAGAAAAGGAAGCCUUCAUCACGGAAAGACAUCUCCCUCACAGUGAAAGGAUCCCAUGAAGACACCCAGGAUCUUACAUUGGCCUCUGAUCCCAUCAUUAGAUCCUCAUGUCCCCCUAAGUUUCACUAUGUCAAGUAUAAGCAGUCAGCAUUGGAUGUUAUUCUACCAAAGCAGAAACCAUAUUACUCCUUUUGUAGCUGUUCCUAUAAUACAAAGGCGGACUCACCAAAUGUGGCUCUCAAUUCACUUCCCACAGGAGAGAAAGUAACAAUAGCAGAGGAUAAAAAAUUUGAUUUGUAUGUGAAGGCUACAGACUGCUCAGAAGACCUAGACGUGCGCUUAGGGUUUGACUUGUGCACAGAGGAGCAGGAUUUUCUGUGGAAAAGGAAGAAAUAUGUUGCUGCUGCUCUGAAAAAGGUUCUCCAGCUAGAGGAGGACCUGCAGGACGAUGAGAUUCCUGUGGUGGCAAUCAUGACAACAGGUGGUGGAAUGAGAUCACUGACAACGACAUAUGGCAGUCUAUUGGGUCUCCAGAAGUUAAAUGUCAUAGACUGUGCUAUGUACCUGACUGGUUUGUCUGGCACGACAUGGACUAUGGCAAAUUUGUACAGAGAUGCUGAUUGGUCACAGAAGGAUCUGUCUGGGAAAAUCAAUGAAGCUCGAAAACAUGUGACCAAAUGCAAGAUGGGUUCUUUUUCCAUGGAGCGUAUGAAGUAUUAUAACAAGCAGCUGUGUCAGCGGAAACAAGAAGGACACAGGACAUCUUCUAUAGAUCUGUGGGGGCUCAUUGUUGAAUAUUUGUUACAUGAUGGGAAAGACAACCAUAAACUCUCGGAUCAGCGACAGGCAGUGCAUCAGAGUCAGAACCCACUGCCCAUCUACGUGGCAAUCAAUGUCAAGGAUAACUAUAGCACUUUGGAUUUCAAAGAAUGGCUGGAAUUCUCCCCAUAUGAAGUUGGAUUCAUGAAAUAUGGAGCCUUCAUUCGCUCUGAGGACUUUGGAAGCGAGUUUUUCAUGGGUCGGCUGAUGAAGAGGCUCCCAGAAUCCCGGAUCUCCUACUUGGAAGGCAUGUGGAGUAGUUUAUUUUCCCUGAAUCUGUUAUAUAUCUGGAAUUUGUCCCACACUUCAGAGGACUUUUGGCAUAGGUGGACCCAAGAUAGAGUAAAUGAUAUUGAGGAAGAGUCCGUCCUUUCUAUGAGGCCACACGAACAGAAGACUCAAGUAUUCACCACGGCAGGCCCCCUUUCCCGUGCUCUUCGUAGUGCCAUUACAGAGCGCACAUCAGUUGCCCAGUACCAUAGUUUCCUGAAAGGCCUCCAGCUGCAUAAUGACUACCUAGAGAAUGACAAGUUUUGUAGAUGGAAAGAUACUGUGCUGGACACAUCACCCAACCAGCUGACUGAAACAGCAGAGUACUUGUCCCUGGUUGAUACUGGAUUCUUCAUCAAUACCAGCUGCCCUCCACUUCUGAGGCCAGAGAGAAAAGUGGACGUCAUCCUGCAUUUAAAUUAUAGUGCAGGAUCACAGAUACUGCCUCUGGAUCAGUCCUGUAAGUACUACUCAGAACAAGGAAUCCCAUUCCCCAAAGUUGUGCUGAGCGAAGAAGAGAGGAAAAACCUAAAGGAGUGCUACCUCUUUGAUGAUGCUGAGACUCCAGGAGCUCCUAUAUUGCUAUUUUUCCCAUUAGUGAAUGACACCUACCAAAGUUAUAAAGCACCUGGUGUGAAGCGCUCCAGCUCAGAGAUGGAGGAGGGAAAAGUUGAUCUCACCAGUUGCUUUUCCCCGUAUUCUACAUAUUCAGUCACAUACAAGGAGCAAGAUUAUGAUCAGCUGGUUAAACUGACUGAGUACAACAUCCUGAAUAACAAACACCUGAUUCUUCAAGCCUUGCGUAAAGCAGUGGAACGGAAAAGGCAACAUAAAAAAUAGUUACCAUGCCAGGUGCUUUUAUCCCUGGGAGGAUGUUUUUGUAUCCUCUGGCAUAUGGAUAACCACAGCUUUUCUGAAGAUUUCAAUGGAUUCCAGUUUGACCCUAUUAACUGGCUGUACCUGAUGAGCAAAGGUCACCAAAUAAGGAGAGACCUUCCUUGUUCCCCAAAGAAUUUCAUUGCUACAAAAUUAAUUUAGGAGAAUAAAGUGCAAUUUGCGGCAUGUUGGAAAUACAUUACAUGGGUAGCCACACACAAGGAGCUGCUGUAGUGAUGGCAUGGUCUAAAUGCCUAGAGAGUGAGUUUAAAAAUAUAUAAGUCCAAACUACAGUAUACACACUGGAUUCAAUUAAUCUUUAAAUAAUACUAGUUCUGCCUUGUUUUAGUGGCUGUUCUGUGAACUAUUGUCCAUGUGCCAGAAUGUGACUUGUUGCGCUAAGGUGCACUGUAGGGAAGAGGGCUAGGAAUCUUGCCAGUCAACCCAUUCAAGGCUCAAGGACAGCUACCAUCCCUUUGCUGAGGGGGAACACAAGGACUGCUCUCUCUUAGAUACUUACAGGUGGUCUUUCAAGUAUAGUCUUGUUUUUGUUCCGAGAUUGCUGCAGACCUCCCCCUUGGUGCCUACAGGGUUAGACAGCAGCCAAGUGGCGAUUUUGUUUGGAUUGCAGUGGAGCCUAAAACUGGGAUUUAGGUUUGUCGGAGGUUUAAGUUUCUAAUUAUCUUUGUUGAUCUGGUCCCUAGUUCUUGUAACAGACACUGCUUAAGAACUGUCACUUCACAUUGGUUUUUCAACAUAUAAACUGAAACUUCUAGUCUUUAAAGUAACAUAGGUGCCCUUGUCAUUAUUAUCUGUUUUUAAUCAACAGUUCUAAUUUAAAAUAAACAUAUAUCCUGACUUG
This is a messenger RNA of Dermochelys coriacea (leatherback sea turtle), 4000 nucleotides long. RefSeq names its product cytosolic phospholipase A2 epsilon-like. Gene Ontology annotation, cellular component: cytosol. Bases 499 to 3102 code for a protein of 867 amino acids. Lineage: Eukaryota; Metazoa; Chordata; Testudines; Dermochelyidae. Gene Ontology annotation, molecular function: calcium-dependent phospholipid binding; calcium ion binding. The record is from RefSeq and is a predicted model, not a curated record. The transcript is spliced from 21 exons. Gene Ontology annotation, biological process: glycerophospholipid catabolic process.